This is a messenger RNA of Dendrobium catenatum, 1840 nucleotides long. RefSeq lists its product as uncharacterized. The transcript has 3 exons. The coding region runs from base 132 to 1565 and encodes 477 amino acids. The record is from RefSeq and is a predicted model, not a curated record. Lineage: Eukaryota; Viridiplantae; Streptophyta; Magnoliopsida; Asparagales; Orchidaceae.
AUUAAGCAACCACCCAUUUGUGCAAAGUACUUCCAGUUCUUAUCCCUACUCCGAUGAAGUCUCCGUCGUGACAUCCCCUUGUCCGUCACUGCUAGUCCAUUGCUGCCCUUCUCUCCAUCUCUCGUUCAUACAUGGAGACUCCACCCACCAACGGCGAUCUGAUAACUGGCAGGCCGGUCGGCGGCACGGAGCUGAGCUGGUGCCGUGCCGUGCCCGGCGGCACUGGCAUCACCGUACUUGCCCUGCUUCUCUCCCGCUCUAUCUCUCUCCCCCACUUGCGAUCUUCCCUCCGCCGCCUACAGCUUUCCCACCCCAUGCUCCGUGGCUUUCUCCCCUCCGCCAGUGCCGCCAGUGCCAGCAAACCUCCGCCCCUCCUCAUCUCCCCCACUCCUUAUGACGAAAUCGAGCUCAUUCCGUACGAUCUUCUCCCACCGCUUACCGUUGACGGACUUACGCCGCCGGUCUCCUUCUUCCAUGCGGUCAUUGAGCACGAGAUGAACCGAAACCCCUGGGCCGAACCGACCGAGGGCAAGCCGGUCGGGUCCUUCUUCGCUUCGGUUUACGAGCUGAACCAGCCUGGCCGGUCGGUGGUCACGCUACGUUUCCAUACCGGAGUCUGCGACAGGAUCGCCGGGGUCGGGAUCCUGAAGGAGCUCAUGGGUCUUAUAGGCAGGGGAGGGGCGCAUCGGGAAGAAAUGGAGGACGCUGCGGAGGAGAAAGAAGGGGAGGUCGGUUUGGCUAUAGAGGAUUUGAUUAGGAAGGAAGACGCUUGGAAGCCAUUCUGGGCUCGUGGGAAGGACUUGAUCGGUUACUCGCUCAACGGUCUAAGGUCGACCUGCCUACAGUUCGAGGACGCCGGCUCCGCCCGCAAGUCGGAAUUCGUGAGGCUCGUCAUGGAUGCCGUGACGACUCGGAGGUUGCUUACCGCCUGUGAUGUGAAGGGGAUCAAGCUCUGUUCAGCUCUAACAUCUGCUGGAUUUCUUGCCACCCAUGCUUCCAAAAAUCUACAGAAAAAUCAGUCCGAAACCUAUUCAGUCAUCACUCUCAUUGAUUGCAGGCAAUACUUGAACCCCCCUCUGAACGAAAAACAUGUUGGAUUCUACCAUUCUGGCAUCUUAAACACACACACUGUUAAUGGAGGAGAAGGAUUCUGGGACGUCGCUAUGAGAUGCCACAAGGCUUAUUCAAAUGCCAUGAAGAACAAGAAACACCUUUCAGACAUUGGCGAACUGAACUUUCUGAUGUGUAAGGCAAUUGAGAACCCCCACCUCACACCUGCAUCAUCUCUACGAACUGCACUCAUCUCAGUCUUCGAAGAACCAGUGGACUAUGCUCCGAUGGAGCAGUUGAAGGGUCUUGGGGUGGAGGAUUUUUUGGGAUGUGCAUCCGUGCAUGGUGUUGGUGCAUCAAUUGCUUUAUUUGAUACAAUCAGGAAUGGACAGCUUGACUCUGUCUGUGUGUAUCCUUCUCCCCUUCAUUCGAGAAAGCAGAUGGAGGAGUUAGUGGAUCACAUGAAGAGGAUUCUAAUGGAGAAUUGCUGUGUUGUAGAUGAGGGAGGACAUUGAAUGACUCUGCCUAUAUUAUUUACCAUGAUAUACAGUUUCCCAACCUUAGUGCAGGUGGAUCUCGUUCAAGGAUAAAGCAAAUUAUAUCGUAGAAUUGUUGUGUCAGAACUUGUAGAUAGAUGGCCCAGGCUAUUUAACUUAGAAAGAAUGGGUCAGAGUCAGAAGAUGUUCAUUGUUACUAGUUGACCUUUUCUCGCUCCACUGCUACAGAUAAGGAUUUCUAUUAUAACAGAAUGCAAGAAUGCAUUUAUAAGAAGUUUCAAAGAGUAAAUCAA